UUUCUCUCACGCACCCCUUUGAAAUAUUCUUCUUCUCUUAUACCUUUUGGAUUCGUCUUCUUCUUCGAUUUUGAGUUUGAUUUCUAAUUUUGGAUCCAGAGGGUUUAUCAUCUGAAUGAUUCUGAAAUGUUUUAUUGAACAUAUUGCUUCAUCGGAAAGGGUAACUGCAAUGAACUCUGUAUCUGUCACCCUCUCAUUUCAUGUAGCUUCAGACUGCUCUUCCAUAAAUCAAUGUCGGAUAAAUGUUAAGUGUUCGAUUUCUUGUAUGCGGGUCUGUAGGCAAGCAAUGCACGAAUUGUGGAUGCCUGUGACUGAUACAUAGUUCUAGAUUUUUAUUUAUUGUUCUGCUAGAGAUAGAGGUAGUCAGUAUUGUUAUUUUCAAGGAUUUGGUAGUUUGUAGGGAGUUUCUAGAUAAGUAGGGAUUUGGAAACUCACAUCUCAGAAGUGACCAUAAACCCUUUUACUUGAUAAAUUUCAUUGAGCAUUAGUUAUGGGUCUGCCACAGACUGCUUCAAGUGAACAGUCCCAGGAAGCUUUGUCUGCUCCAAGUUGUAGCCUUUCGCAAAGUCUGCCUGUGUAUGCCACUUCCCAUGAUUCAGAUGGAGGAAGCGAGGGAGGCAUCUGCUCUUCCAUUGGAGAAUUUGAUAGAAAAACAUCAUUGGAGCCUUUCCAUGGCACUUGUGUUGUUACCUCGUCAAGUGCUCAUGGAUCGACUAGUUAUGCUGCAGGUAAGGUUGGUUCGAGUCUAACUGGAGCUAGGAGAAUAGUUGGUUUUGCAUCAAGCGAAACUAGCUCACUGGACAACAAACAAACGAGUGUCGCUGUUGAUCACUCUCUAUCAUCCACUGGUGGAGUUACAGGAGUAGAUAUUGGUGGAGCGUUAGUCAGGAAACGAGUACUCUCCCCGUUGAAUACUCUUUUCCCUGUAAAAUUCAGAGGUGACCUGCUUGAUAUCAGCUGUGGUAACCAUCAACAAAUUACUUAUUCUGGUCAGUCUAAUGGAUUCUGCAAGUCUGUCGCACAAGAUCACAAUAAGGCUAAUACCCCUAGUAGGUUACAUCUCUCUACCACUCCUACUACCAUAACCACAUCUAGUUGCUGGGAGUGGAAGAAUGCCUCAAACAGUGGUAGACUCUCGUCCAUGGUCUUCACUGAUGGUCCAUUGCUUGACUCUGUAGAUCUCCGCCGACCCAUCAAAGGUGAGGUUUGCUUAUAUUCCCCACUACAUGAAACGUCUAGCAUACCCAAUAAGCCCUUACCUUGUGAUAAGGAAAUAUCUGUGUCUCCACCGCUUUGUCUGUCACCACUUGGUCCGAAGUUUUCUGAGACAAUAAAAGCUGUAAGAAGUUGCCAAAAUGGGAAGAUACUGGAAGAUUUAAGGAAUAUCAGUGAAGAAGCAGAAUUAAGAGUCGAUCGUAGAUUGUUUGAUGAUGCAUAUGCCAUUAGGAGAGAAUUUUCGAUGGAGAGAAGUACUGAAUCAGCUCCUGCAUCUCCAUGUAAGAGGUUCAUUAGAAGCUUGAGUGGUCGCCCCAUUCAGAGGUCAUUGGUUGGUUCUUUUGAGGAGUCACUCUUGACAGGACGAUUGUCAUGCGGGCCAACAAAUCAGAAGAUUGACGGCUUCCUUGCCGUUCUUAGUAUUGCUGGGGGAAACAUCUCUCCAAAAUCACAGAAGCUUCCAUUUUCAGUAACUAGUGCUGGUGAUGAUUGCCUCUUGCUAUACUAUGCCUCCAUAGAUCUCGCUGGAGGAUCUAAAUUGAACAAAUUCUGGGGCCAGAAAAUGAAAACAAGUCAAAUGAACUCUGAUGCUCAGAGUUCGAAGAGCCAACUGCGGAUCCCCAUGAAGGGUCGGAUUCAACUGGUUCUUAGUAACCCUGAGAAAACACCUCUUCACACCUUCCUCUGUAACUAUGACUUGACUGAUAUGCCAGCCGGUACAAAGACAUUCUUGCGCCAGAAGGUUACUCUGGGAUCAUCUAAUCCAACUAGUGAAGCAAUGCAAGAGAACACUAGAAAAUCCAAAAACUUGGAAAAAGAAAAUUCUAAACAGGGGGACAAAGAAAGUUGUGAAGGAUCUGAUAUAGUAGAUUCAGUGGAAGGAGAUGAGAAAUUUGAUGAGUUACAUGAAAGUGAAAAAAGCUGUUUAAACACGUCCAAAGAAUGUAACGGUGGUUCUGGUGCUCUACGCUAUGCUCUUCAUCUGAGAUUUCUUUGCCCGUUACCGAAGAAAGCUUCAAAGAAAUCUGACGAAACUGAAACCACAGGGCAAAAGAAAAACUUGGAUUCAGAUGGGAAGAGGAGAUUCUAUCUGUACAACGACUUAAGAGUCGUGUUUCCUCAGCGCCACACAGAUUCUGAUGAAGGAAAGUUGAAUGUGGAGUACCAUUACCCUGGAAACCCAAGAUACUUCGACAUCACCGAGUGAGAACUGAACUGGUUCAGCUUCAUGGUUACACAAGCUCAAUGGUUUUCUUGUUCAAGAAGAAAUCAGUGGACUUUUUUUGUACAUACAAAUUUAUAGUCACAAAUCACAAUGGCUCUGACCCACUUUGUACAGUUUACCAUUUCGGGGUUCUCUUUUUCCAAGAAAUAAAACGGGAAAAAACCCGAAAAAUACCUCAUCUAUUUUUUA
This is a messenger RNA of Arabidopsis lyrata subsp. lyrata, 2629 nucleotides long. RefSeq lists its product as uncharacterized. The coding region runs from base 491 to 2422 and encodes 643 amino acids. Lineage: Eukaryota; Viridiplantae; Streptophyta; Magnoliopsida; Brassicales; Brassicaceae. The record is from RefSeq and is a predicted model, not a curated record. The transcript is spliced from 6 exons.